Messenger RNA from Schizosaccharomyces osmophilus, 744 nucleotides. Its product is annotated as sepiapterin reductase. Bases 1 to 744 code for a protein of 247 amino acids. Gene Ontology annotation, cellular component: intracellular anatomical structure. The transcript has a single exon. Gene Ontology annotation, molecular function: oxidoreductase activity, acting on NAD(P)H, oxygen as acceptor. The record is from RefSeq and is a predicted model, not a curated record. Lineage: Eukaryota; Fungi; Ascomycota; Schizosaccharomycetes; Schizosaccharomycetales; Schizosaccharomycetaceae.
AUGAGUCAAAUUGCAGAAAAGGUUGUAUUAUUGACAGGCGCUUCUAAAGGUAUAGGCCUCGCGACUGCUCAGGCACUUCGUACCAAGUCUAAAGUGGUUGCCGUUAGCAGAAGCUUGACGAAGGAAUUAGAGACUUUACUUGUACAACAUCCAGGUUCCUUCGUGCAUGUGCAGGGUGAUGUUUCAAAGACAGCCAAGUCUAGUGUAGAAACGGCUAUUACAAAGUUUGGGCGUCUUGAUGCCAUUGUUCUAAACGCCGGUCUUGUUGAACCAAUUUCGAAAAUUGAAGAGGCAGAUGUGAAUCAAUGGCGCAGGUUGUUUGAUGUUAAUUUCUUUAGCGUAGUCGAGACUAUCAAGCAAGCAAUCCCCCAUUUACGCAAAACAAAAGGCUCAAUAGUUGUCGUAUCCUCUGGGGCCGCUGUUCGUGCUUACCCUGCUUGGACUGCCUACAGCACCUCAAAAGCCGCUGUCAAUAUGCUUGUUACGAGCCUUGGCAGUGAGGAACCAGACAUUAUGAGCGUUGCAGUACGACCAGGCGUCGUUGACACUCCCAUGCAAGAUCUUAUUCGCGACGAGCAAAACAAGCCAGCCAUGGGAGAUAUGCAUAAUUACUUUAAAGAACUCAAGUCUUCUGGUAAGCUGGUAUCCCCUCACGACGUUGCCAAAGCUCUUACUUACUUGGCUUUAAACCCAAACGAAAAGAUUACUGGUCAAUUUGUUGAAUGGAAGUCCUUUGUUGAGUAA